AUGACGUUGUUUGCUCAAUUUGCCUUCUCUCCACUAGACGAAAUGGCUGCGAAGGCACCGACGUCGGAAGCCCCGAAGAAGCCCUUGCCCGCGUCGAAGAAGGUCCCCAAACCCAAUGCAUUCCUUGACUGGCUCCUUUGCUCGAUGGUGGCAGUGGAGUGCGUCGUCAUCUACCGCGUCCUCCCGCAAAAUCUGCUCGUCAUGCUCGGAGGAAUGCUCGUCGUGGUGGCAAUUGCCGUGUGGGUGACCAAGGCGACGUUCCGCGUUGUGGGAGGGUAUGUAUCGCGCAACUUCCUCAAGCAUCUCGGAGAUCCCCUGCGCAAGGAAGUCACGAUGCGGAAAUUCACUGACCAGUCGUGGCAACUGGUCAUCCAUGCCUCCAUGUCUGUGCUGGAAUACCUCGUCAUCCGCGAUGAAACGUGGUGGCAAGAUACGACGACUUUGUGGAACACAAAGAGCCCAACGUGCGACUUUCCCGAGCAGAAGUUCCUAACCAACUUUUUGUACAUCACGCAACUCGCGAUUUGGAUCUACACUGCGUUUUCGUGCAAGUUCUUGGAAGAAGUGCGCAAGGACUACCUGAUCAUGAUGACGCACCACGUCGUCACGAUUGCACUGGUUACGUGGAGCUUUGCCAUGGGCUUCCUUCCCGUGGGUGUGUUGGUCCUCCUUUUGCAUGACGCGUCGGAUGUGCCGCUGGACCUGUUGAAGAUGGCCAACUAUCUCAAGCUCGAAGACCGCAAGGGAUUCUUCGUCACAGAAGUCUUGUUUGCCAUCAUGCUGUCGGUGUGGGUCUACUUUCGUGUGUACCUGUACCCGGCCAAGCUCAUCUACACGUCGUUCUGGGAGAAUCGUGAAGCGUGCUGCUUGCCUCAUGAGGCCCACGACCUGAACGUUGUUUUCCCGUACCCUGGGCCGCCGUCGUGGCUCGCGUUCAACAUCCUCUUGGGAAGUCUCUACUUGCUUCACAUCUGGUGGACGUUUUUGAUCUUGCGUCUGUUGAAGGGCGUGCUCACCAAGAGCGUGCACGACGUGGCUGAAGAUGAAUACGAAGGCGCUUCGGACUCGGGCAAGGACGAGUAGUUUCAUGGUCAGACUAGAUCGCGCUGUGACUGCAUGAGGUAGACAUGGAUUGAAUCAUGACGUUUUAAUGCAGCUGAGUGUCGUGCCUCCAUGGUGCGGCGCAAGUUCUGAAACAUUCGCACGCCGAGCCACAACAAUUCAAGAUCGACGGUGGGGCACGCGGCGAUCUGACCCAGGCUUGCCCGGGCCUACUGGGUUUGAAUCACAACC
Messenger RNA from Aphanomyces invadans, 1293 nucleotides. RefSeq lists its product as hypothetical. Gene Ontology annotation, biological process: ceramide biosynthetic process. Gene Ontology annotation, cellular component: membrane; endoplasmic reticulum. The coding region runs from base 1 to 1083 and encodes 360 amino acids. The transcript is spliced from 3 exons. Gene Ontology annotation, molecular function: sphingosine N-acyltransferase activity. The record is from RefSeq and is a predicted model, not a curated record. NCBI's taxonomy places the organism in Eukaryota, Oomycota, Saprolegniomycetes, Saprolegniales, Verrucalvaceae.